Molecule: messenger RNA, 5067 nt
Organism: Dicentrarchus labrax (European seabass)
Lineage: Eukaryota; Metazoa; Chordata; Actinopteri; Moronidae
Gene: kcnk18
Product: potassium channel, subfamily K, member 18
Exons: 3
Coding region: 81-1280 (399 amino acids)
Biological process (GO): potassium ion transmembrane transport; stabilization of membrane potential
Cellular component (GO): membrane
Molecular function (GO): potassium ion leak channel activity
Source: RefSeq, a predicted model, not a curated record
CACACACUGCUGGAGCAUAAAGCCAGGUUGACGGACGCUCUCCAGAGGGACUGUACAGUCGGAGCUGGGGAAAGAGGAAGAUGUCAGUGGCAGUGAAGAGAGGGAUAAGCGCUAAGGGAGAGUCCAGAAAAUGCGCCGCGCGUUUCUGGAGGCUCUUUCCUCACCUUUUGCUGUGUCUGUCUCUGGUGGCGUACGCAGCGCUGGGUGCGCUUUUGUUCCAGCACAUAGAGGGAGAGAGCGCGUCCACAACCCAGCAGGAGUACCGCGAGUUCCUGGGACAGAUUGUCCGCACCGUCCAGAACUUAACCGCUAACGCCUCCAUCACACAUCAGGACAUAGUACAUAAAGUGGAGUUUGAGAUGCAAAAAGGGUUCAAGUCCAUAUGGUUCCAGAGACCUGAAAGGUGGACUUUUUUUGGCUCCAUGUUCUUCUGCUGCACUGUAUUCACAACAGUCGGGUAUGGGGAGAUCUAUCCAGUUACUCUGCCUGGUAAGGUGGUGUGUGUCUUGUAUGCCAUGGUGGGCAUCCCUCUCAUGCUUCUGGUCAUCCUUGAUGUAGGAGACUUCCUAGCUAUGCUGAUGUCCAGAGCCUAUGUACGGAUUCACAAAUUCUGCAAAAUCCUCCGCUCCCACACUUGGUCACCGUGGAAGGCUCGGAAAAGGGCUGGGGACUCAAGUCACCGGGCCCUGGAGGACGGUACCUUUGUUUUCAGUCACGACAUUGUAGUCCGUGAACCACUCGACAUCCGGCAGGUACUGCACAGCCAGGUGGAUGUACGGCACAAGUCUAUCCAGCUCCAAAACAACAAAGAGAUAUUUGAGAAGAUUCUAGCCAGGGAGAACCUACUUAGAAAGGUCCCACUACUCAGGAGCCUCUCCUGCCCAGAGCUAGACCAGCUGCCGCCACCACCAAAAGGAUAUGCCAUAUGGGAUUUCACAGGGUUAGGGGAUGGAAUGGAAAUGCUGGAUGUACCUUUUGUACUGAUUCUUUUCAUCGUGUUUGCCUAUAUUUUGUUUGGUGGUUUGAUUUUACCAUUGUGGGAAACUGAAUUUAAGGGUUUUGACCCCUACUACUUCUGCUUCAUCACGCUCACAACCAUCGGUUUUGGUGACAUUGUACCUAAUCAUCCCAAGUAUUUCAUGCUAACCUCACUUUUCAUCAUUGUUGGCAUGGCUAUCAUGUCCAUGGCCUUCAAGCUGGGCCAAGCACGAAUCGUAACCUUCUACCGCCAAUUCAUCAAGUACAUUAGCAGGGGAAAUAUGGAGACUUCCAGAAAUUAAGAGAACGACUAAGUCAUCAGGAGUCUCUGUCUCAUGUCUGAGAGUUGUACAAGUUCACAGACUUGGUUUUGACACAGGCCAAAAAUGUGAGCCUGUGGGAACAUCUCCACUGUGUUCUUUGUGCUGGCUGUCCACUUAUGAGCAUUAGCAAAAUAAAAGUGUGCAUGUGCCAAAAGCUUUUGCCCAUUGAAGGACGGUGAUAUUCAAAAUGAUUCCUGUGAAGAAGAACUUCAAAAUUUGUAUAUCUACUUACAGUGUCUUGCCAAUGUUUAAGGUUGAAGUUGUUACAGUUGUUCUGCCUUACAGCACUAUAGAGGGUCAACACAAUUGUGUUACAUUUAAAUAUAGGUCACAACUCUGAUUUUUUUACUCUAUCUUAAUUUAAAUGCCUUUUGAAUUCAGUUUUGUUUAUUCGCUUCAACUUCAUUAAAAGGACAAUUCCGGCGCAAAAUGAACCUGGGGUUAAUAACACACGUGUACCGAGUUGGUCCGUUCUCUGGGAUAUGUUUUCAUGCUAAUCGACCGUGACCGGUUUUAGCACAAACCGCUAAUUAGCUUAUAACGCUAGUCAAUGGGGCACAGAGUAACGUGAAAAGAAAUAGCUUUUUAUACCACUAACAAGACUCAAAAUAGCACCACACUUACACGGUAGCAUAGUGAGGGCCCCUAUGUAUAAACCGCAGCAUUUUGUAAGUGUACAGACAGUUUAUUAAAAAGAUAGUUUAGAACAACAGUAGUGUUCGCAUAUACAGGCAGGCGCUAUCUUGGGAAAACGGUCAGGGGUUAGGUCAUUCAUGCAGCUCAAUGAUCAAGAUUUACAGCUGGCAAUGUGAACUAAAACAAACGUAAUUUGCUCAAUAUAUCAAAAAUAAUUGCACCGAUGUAAAACACAACUUGUCUAGUGUACUUACUCAGUGGAUAACUGUCCAUCUGGUCCCUCCAGUAUGAGUCGCUGCCUCCAAUUUAUUUUCGGGACAUGGAAAAAAGUUUCGAGUACACUCUGUUUAUCAGAGAGGGGAAAUCUGUACUGACUGUACAAAACACUGCGUCUCUUGGGUGUCGCGACGCAACAGGUCCCACAAAGCUAAUUAAGCUAAUUUGUGCAAAAACCGGUCACGGUCAAUUAGCAUGAAAACAUAUCCCAGAGAACGGACCAACUCGAUACACAUGUGUUAUUAACCCCAGGUUUCAUCCUUUAAUACCAUGAUGUCAAAUAAACAUAACUGCCCACACACUCAGCAUAACGAAAAGUAAAAUUUUUCAGUAUGUAAUAUUAAUGAUCAGCCAGCACUUGACUGUCCAUCGUCCAUCUUUUCUACCUUGGUAGCUCAUAUGCACAUAGGUCCCUGAUGAUGUGUUGUCUAAUUUAACCUUGGAGCAUGAGUGGACUUGAGAAAUACUCAUGGGGUGGCAUGGAGACUUUAAGGUGUGGCAGAAAUAAAUAAGUAGAUUUAAUUGCAAACAAUCACAUAUAUCAAUAUUUGCUUGAAAAAAAGAGCCCACAAAUGAAGAAUUUGUGCCACCCCUGUAUCUGCCACUGCCUCAGAGUAUAAAUUAACAAAAAUGGCAACACCUGCAGAUAAUAAUGCAGUCCACUACAAUAGGUCUACAAUACACUCCAAAAGUAAAUAUCAUCAUUGCUAGUUUUUCCACUCAGUAGCCAAAGUAACAGGAGCAACUGACACCUGUCAUGUUACAUCUGAUACUGGCACUUUAAAGAGUUAAAAGUAUGUGGAGUGCCUGCAUGGUCACAACCAUUGCCGGUUCGCUUCCAGCUUGCUUUUCAUACCACACUAUUUCCAGUUUGCCUCUUUACUGUCACUAUCCAAUAAAGGCAAAACAUGCCAAGAAAGUGUACGAAAUGGGAAGGACAGUUUUCUGUUGAAGCACUGUGCCAAAGCUUUCUAUUUUACUUUGAGAAUAUGACACCAUCAUUUAGUUUUGAAGCUUCAUUUUGGGUGUACAGCACAUAGAUAGAAAUGUACAUACAGACAUUAGUCUCUAGUGCAUCUCUGCGGUCAGUUUAGGUGGACAAGAUCUGCUACUAAUCAGAAUUAGGCGAGUUACUGUUGAUUUUGUUGUGCAGCCAGCAAAUUUUUGUUGUAAAUGUUAGAAUUUGAACCUAAUACUGGUCACGUAGGAAUUAAUUCAAUUACUGGGGUGGAUCUAAUGAGCUCUAUGCCAAAAAAAAGGCACUGCUUAAAAAAAUGCUACAGGCAUGUACAGCGUUUGGAUGUACAAACAGUACAAACAAAGUAUUCCAACAGGCACUGAUAACAAAACACAGCCACUGCUAGUCAGACUAGCACUUUGGCCAAAAUACAGAAUGAAAACAAUGAAUACAUGUGUACUAUUGUGUAGGACACAAAUUACUUUUCUAACCCAUGAAAGACUGUGUGGAAAAUAAUUGACCUGUUCAAUUUUAUGUUUUCCUGUAGAAAAAAAUUACAUUCAACAGAAACCAGCAACCAGGUGGCUUUGUAACAAUAUAAUAGAUAUUGAAAUCUACAUUUUUGGGAAACUGACAAAAGCUAAGAUUUAAAAUAAUUAACGCUUGAUGGUGCCUGUUCAUAGAUUGGGGCCUGCAUGUUCCAGUGGAAGUUUUAGCUAUUCAGAGUUUACAUUUUUGGUAUAAAUUGGAGCUGAUUGGAUUGGCUCCCAGUUACUGCAUUAAUUCCUACAAGUAACCAGUAUCAGGUUAAAUAUAUUAAUGUGGUGCAGCUGUGGUGCAGAGGUAGAGCGGGUUGUCCCCUAAUCGGAAGGUUGUUGGUUCGGCCAUUACCAUUUAAUCAAAGCAUGCAUAGAACAAUCUUUAUCUUCAUCUCAAUUGGCCAAAUAUGUUCACACAUACAAGAAACUUGACUCUGCUAGUACAGAGUCAGAUUCAGUGUACUACAGAGAAAUAGACAUACAGCUCAAAGACAAUAAAGCAAUAAAGGUAAAUAUAAUCAUUUAACUACUAUGUAGACUACAGAUAUAAAUAUAGAUAUAUAAAAAAACAAAAAUGGAAUUUAUAAACAAUAAGACAAUAGUACAAUGAUGCAAAGUUGGAAUUGUUCUCACUUUAUGCAGUGAACAAUAAUAAAACUCACCUAUUCUACAUCCAUCUACUUGUGCACAUACAGGCUUAAUUACAUACAGAACUGCCUCAGAAUGCCAUAUAUGGUAGGCACAUCCCUUCCUUAAAUGGAACAUCCCCUACAUCCCUUAUCCCUACCACAUUAAGAAUGAUGUAGAAUUACUUGUGAAACAUCAGAGUCAAUGAUGGGGUUAUGAUACUUUAGUGUCUGUAGAGUAAAUGGUAAAUGAUAAAUGGACUGUACUUAUAUAUUGCCUUUCUAGUCUCACUAAAUGCACUGUACACUAUAUGCCACACUCACCCAAUUCACACACAUUCAUACACUGAUGGCAGUGGCUGCCAUGCAAGGUGCCAACUGCUUACCAGAAUGGAAAAUAAUCAUUCAUACACACUCAUACACCGAUGCACUUCAUCAGGAGCAAUUUGGGGUUCAGUGUCUUGCUCAAAGACACUUCGACAUGCAGCAAGAGGAGCCGGGGAUCGGACAGCCAACCUUCCGAUUAGUGGACGACCCGCUCUACCUCUGAGCCACAAUGUGUGUUUUUGCAUUUCUAGUGUUUCACAUUACUACAAAAGAGACUGCAUGUGAUGUGGUGCAAAUCAUUUGUCAAAAUCUGUGCAUGUUGUUACCCUAUAAAUAUACUGUAUAAUGUUAAAUUUUUGACACUAAUCUGACCACAAAUGUCCAAAUAUAAAUACAUAAAGAUA